UAUAACAAAAAACCGACAAUAAACAACGGGAAAUUGAAGCCGAAGAGCGAGAGAAGAGAAAGCUUUACCGAACCCGAAAGUCUCCAGCAUUUGAGAAGUUCUUAAGGUUAAAGAAGAUCUUUCAGUGAUGGCAUUGCAAGAGAAGUUAGAUAGAUUUAAUAAGCAGCAGGAGAAGUGCCAGACGAUGCUCUCUAACAUCGCAGCAAAAUCAGCAUCUUCUAGGGCCCCAACUCCUAAACCUACACCUGUGGCUGCCUCACCUUUUCCCAGUGGAAGGAGUCCUGCUCCUGUCAAAUUCUCAAAUGAUACCGAGAGGCUUCAGCACAUUAACAGCAUUCGAAAAGCUCCUGUUGGAGCUCAGAUGAAGCGUGUUAUCGACAUUCUGUUUCAGACAAGACAAGCAUUCACACCAGAGCAGAUAAAUGAAGCAUGUUAUGUUGAUGUGAAUGGCAACAAAGAUGUCUUUGAGGGGUUGAGGAAAAACCCAAAAGUGAACUAUGAUGGGAAGCGCUUCUCUUACAAGUCCAAGCAUGAUGUAAAAAACAAGAAUGAACUUCUUGUCUUGAUUCGGAAAUAUAUAGAAGGGAUAGCUGUUAUUGAUCUCAAGGAUGCAUACCCAAAUGUAAUGGAGGACUUGCAGGCUCUGAAAGCUGCGGGUCAGAUUUGGCUCCUAUCAAAUUUUGACUCUCAGGAGGACAUUGCCUUUCCGAAUGAUCCCAGGGUACCUAUUAAGGUGGAUGAUGACCUUAAAGAGUUAUUUCGGUCUAUUGAAUUGCCCCGAGACAUGCUUGACAUUGAGAAAGAUCUCCAGAAGAAUGGAAUGAAACCUGCCACCAACACAGCAAAAAGGAGGGCUGCUGCACAAGUGCAGGGCAUUUCCUCCAAGCCUAAGCCCAGGCAGAAAAACAAGGAGUUUUCCAAGAAGACAAAGCUAACAAAUUCACAUCUUCCAGAACUUUUCCAGAGUCUCAAAAAUUCUUGAAGCCAGAGACAGAUUUACAAUGGGUUUGGUGGAGCAGCUGUGGAAUUUCCUGGGGUCUGUUCUUUUGAACAAGUAUUACAAGGGUCGUGUCCAUCAUUUAUGGUUAAACUAGUAUAAUUAGUCCUAAUUAUCUGUGGUUUAUGACUCCAUGUCUCCAACAAUUCAGAGAAGUGGAUCACUUCGGAAAUCCUUCUAAAUUGAGAUGAGGGCUGUUCACGUUAGAGCAAACUAGCAAUUUUUGUUUUUUGUAACUAGCAACACAAUUGAUCCAAUGUUUACCUUCUUGUAAUAUUAAUAAUAGUAACCACGUUCUCAUUGUUUGAUUGA
This is a messenger RNA of Theobroma cacao (cacao), 1309 nucleotides long. Its product is annotated as transcription initiation factor IIE subunit beta-like. Lineage: Eukaryota; Viridiplantae; Streptophyta; Magnoliopsida; Malvales; Malvaceae. Gene Ontology annotation, cellular component: transcription factor TFIIE complex. Gene Ontology annotation, molecular function: TFIIH-class transcription factor complex binding. The record is from RefSeq and is a predicted model, not a curated record. Gene Ontology annotation, biological process: transcription initiation at RNA polymerase II promoter.